This is a messenger RNA of Pipistrellus nathusii (Nathusius's pipistrelle), 1782 nucleotides long. The record is from the annotation of a GenBank genome assembly. NCBI's taxonomy places the organism in Eukaryota, Metazoa, Chordata, Mammalia, Chiroptera, Vespertilionidae.
AUGUCUGGCUACGGGAGCAGCACAGAUGGCUCCGGGGAGCACUCGGAGCCGGAGGGCAGCGUGGGGACAGCCCGGGGCCUGCACCUGAGCUCUCAGCCCCAGCGGCUCUGGUGGGCGGCCAGGCACCCAGGCGGCAGCGGGGAUGCCGGGCCCCCCCUCCUGGCCAGCGCGGAGAGCCAGAGCACCGACACCGAGAGUGAAAGCAUCGUCUCCGGCAUCCCGGAAGACGGAGCAGAAGCCACAGGCCAGAACUCUGACAGUGAGCCCACAGAUGAAUGGGAGGAGCGGGAGCAAGGCGGGGAAGAGGUGGGGGCAGAGGAGCAGGAGGUGGCAGCAGCAGAGCAGCUCCAGGGCCAGAGCAGGGAGGCCAGCCGCCGCCGGCCCGUGUCCGUGCCCGAUGAGCAGGCGGCCCUGCAGGAGUGGGUGGACUCGGAGACCUCGGCGCUGCCCCGGCCCCGCUGGCAGGUGCUCAGGGCCCUGCGCGACCGCCAGCUGGGCUCCCGCGGCCGCUUCGUGUACGAGGCCUGCGGGGCCGGGCUCUUCGUGCAGCGCUUCCGCCUGCAGUACGGGCUGGAGGGCCACAGCGGCUGCGUCAACAGCGUCCACUUCAACCAGCGCGGCACCUGGCUGGCCAGCAGCAGCGACGACCUCACGGUCAUCGUGUGGGACUGGGUGCGCCAGCGCGCCGUCAUGGCCUUCAACACGGGCCACAGGAACAACGUCUUCCAGGCCAAGUUCCUGCCCAACUGCGGCGACUCCACGCUGGCCACGUGUGCCCGCGACGGGCAGGUGCGCAUCGCCCAGCUGCCCGCCAUCUCGCUCAGCAGGGUGUCCAGGCGCGUGGCCCAGCACCGCGGGGCCUGCCACAAGGUGGCCCUGGAGCCCGACUCCCCCGUCAAGUUCCUCACCGCGGGGGAGGACGCGGUGGUCUUCGCCGUCGACCUCAGGCAGGACAGCCCCGCGUCCAGGGUGGUGGUCACCAAGGAGAACGAGAGGAGGGUGGGGCUGUACGCGGUCUUCGUCAAUCCCGCCAACACCUACCAGUUUGCCGUGGGGGGACGGGACCAGUUUGUGAGGAUCUACGACCAGAGGAAAAUCCACAAGACCCACAACUACGGGGUGCUCAAGAAGUUCUGUCCUCACCACCUGGUCAACUGCGACUCCGAGUCCUUCAUCACCUGCCUGGUGUACAGCCACGACGGCACCGAGCUCCUGGUCAGUUACAACGACGAAGAUAUCUACCUCUUCCAGUCCUCCCACGCCGACGGGGCCCAGUAUCUGAAGAGAUAUAAGGGGCACAGAAAUAAUGCCACGGUCAAGGGGGUCAAUUUCUACGGGCCCCGAAGCGAGUUUGUGAUGAGCGGCAGUGACUGCGGCCACAUCUUCCUCUGGGAGAAAUCCUCCUGUCAGAUCGUCCAGUUCAUGGAGGGGGACAGGGCGGGGAACAUCAACUGUCUUGAGCCCCACCCUUACCUCCCUGUGAUGGCGACCAGUGGCCUAGACCAUGAUCCCAAGAUCUGGGCACCCACAGCCAAGGCCACCACUAAGCUUAUUGGGUUACAUGAUGUGAUUAAGAAGAACAAGCAGGAUCGAGAUAAAGAUGGCUCUGGCCACAACCACUUGUUUGACAAUAACAUGCUUUCAUUCCUCAUGCAUCACUUCACACAUGGAAAUCAUCCUAGUCCACGGCUGCACAGGGCACCUCUUGAAGGUAGAGUCCUGGAUGUUGAGUCAGAAGAGUCUUCUGGUUCCUCAGAUACAUCCCAGCAAGAAGAAAACUAA